Esox lucius (northern pike) is the source of this 1285-nucleotide messenger RNA. RefSeq names its product latexin (gene lxn). The transcript is spliced from 7 exons. Gene Ontology annotation, molecular function: metalloendopeptidase inhibitor activity. The coding region runs from base 70 to 948 and encodes 292 amino acids. Lineage: Eukaryota; Metazoa; Chordata; Actinopteri; Esociformes; Esocidae. The record is from RefSeq and is a predicted model, not a curated record.
CUUGCAUUCUCCAAGAGGACUCCUGUCACACUCUUUCCUGGAAAACGUGUUCUGUUCUUCAAUCUCAGCAUGUGUCCUAUGUGCUGGACAUUGCUUAUCGUUCCGGUUGCUCUGACCGUGGUCCAUGGGAACCCUGUGGGAACUGUGAUGCCCAGAACUGGGUCAGUGCCAGUGUUGGGAUCUGGCCAACACCAAAACGCUGUUUCUCCAGGCGGGGACACGCAGACCACAGCCAGGGAAGGCGAGGUGGUGGAGACAGCGGACAUCAUGGAAACCGGUGAGCUGAACCCUAACUACUACCCAGCCCGCCGGGCCGCGGCGGUGGUCCAGCACUACCUGAACACCCGCUACGGCUCGCCCUACAGAUGGAUGUUUCUCGGCAAUGUACACAACGCCAGUUCAGAGGAUGUGACAGAGGGUAGGAAGUAUCAGCUGGAACUCACAAUCCAGGAAAUGAUCAGCAACGUUUCGGGGCCGUGCUCUGCAGAGCUGCUCUUUCCCGGGGCGGGCACUCCCCAGGUUCAAGCCUCGUGUGAUUGGCUGCUUCCAAACAACACCAGGGCUCAGGAAGAAGCCUUCUACCAGCAACACCGAGACAGCCAUAACCUGGUGUCGGGAGACCGCAUUCCAGACAGCUACGGUCACAUGGAGCCAACCAUGAAACCCUUCUGGCACCUGGGGGGCGUGGCCUCCAGUUUCAUCAUGCUGGAGCAGUCCAAUCAGAGCACCCUCUACAACAUGGCCCAGGUGGCCAACUUCACGCAGCUGGAAACUGAGAAGGACCAGCUGAGAUUCCAGUACCAUGUCCUGCUGCAUGAAAUGGUUUCCCAGGAGAUCAUCCACUGGAAGAUGCUGAUCACCUGGUCCCCAGCAGAGGGAGUUAAAGUCCUGCAGACAGACCUGCAGCCAAAGUGCAACUGUGAAGAUCCUCCUGACAGCAUCAACUGACUCACUCAUCAAAUGGCACAAUCGGCACGCCAGCAUCCUUCACCGCCCUAACCAAGUUCUGCGUAAUGAUUAUGACUUCUCUUUUUUAGGACUUUGAAUGGUGAAACCAUUAACACGACCUUUACUAAAUCACCAUUGUUUAAGGUUAAGUCAUUAUUAGGUUUGCCUUCACCACUGUUGCUUGAAAGGUGUCGUCAGAGCAUAUGUCGAUGGUGUUACUGCAGCCUUGUGACUUCAGUACAUUAACUGUUUAUAACACUCGAGAAGAAUGUUUGUUUCUGUCAAUGUUGUUUGGUAAAUCUACUCUAUUGAUUAAAGUCAUGAAAGGAUAAACUGA